Molecule: messenger RNA, 3249 nt
Organism: Grosmannia clavigera kw1407
Lineage: Eukaryota; Fungi; Ascomycota; Sordariomycetes; Ophiostomatales; Ophiostomataceae
Product: c6 zinc finger domain containing protein
Exons: 3
Coding region: 1-3249 (1082 amino acids)
Biological process (GO): DNA-templated transcription; positive regulation of transcription by RNA polymerase II
Molecular function (GO): sequence-specific DNA binding; zinc ion binding; DNA-binding transcription factor activity, RNA polymerase II-specific
Source: RefSeq, a predicted model, not a curated record
AUGAAUGCAUCCGACAUCUUCAACCAGGGUUUCAUGGCCAUACCCCGACCACCGCCAACCUUCUUCCAGCCGCCGUCAAGAAGGCCCGGGGCUGCACCACGCCGGGAUAACGACAACAGCGGCGACGGCCCUUCAAACCGCAUCGCGCACACCCUGACGGCCUGUUGUCGCUGUCGACAGCGGAAAACACGAUGCGACCCUACACUACCGAAAUGUCUGCCCUGUGAGCGUUCCGGCUCCAUCUGCGAAUACUACGACAGCACCAAAGGCUGCAAGAUCAGCCGUUCCUACGUUGUCAGCUUGCAGAAGAAGGUGCGCCAGCUCGAGGCCGAGCUUGCCCAGUACACCGAGGAGGACCUGCCCCAGGACACCGAGGAUAUGAUCCGUCCCGGCGGCCUCGUCAGGCUGAGCGACAGCGACGAGACGCCUCGCUAUCUGGGUCCCAGCAGCGGCAUCGCCAUGACCCGGUUGCUGAUGGAGCAGGCCAAGCGCUACACCGAGUGGCAGUGUAUCUCAGAGCUCAUUCCCAAGCUUCAGGCGCGCCGCAGAGAACGGCUGGAUCGCAUGCACAGCAUCGCCGGCAUGAAUGGCGGUCCCGACGUCGGCGGCAGUGGCAUCCGCAAGAAGAGCUAUCCCAUGAUCAGCGCCCACCCGGCACCAGGCCUUCCCACGCGACCCAUGGCCGAGAUGUUGUUCAAGCUCUUCAACUUAAGAGUUCAGGUGCUGACGCCUUCCCUGCACGACCGCAUCUUUGCCGCCGACGUGGAAGACGUCUUUAGCGGGACCAACGAUCCUUACCAAAACUUUGUCGUCCGCAUGGUUGUCGCCAUCAGCCUCCAAAAAAUGGACACGCAGUAUGCUGGCUUGGCAGACAGCUACUACCUGGCCGCCAUGGAGCACUUUGAAGAUGUCAUCCGCCCCAAGGACCUGCGCACCCUGCAGUGCUUGUCGCUGAUCAGCCAGUAUUCCUUGCUGACGCCGACGCGCACAAACGUCUACCACAUUGUCGGCAUCGCUACGCGUAUCUGCCACCAGUUGGGCAUAGCCGAUGCCGAAAGCAUCGGCCGCAGUGGUGGCGCCUACGGAAUGGACCCUCAGACUCUGGACAUGCGGCGGCGAGUCACCUGGGCUAUCGCCAUGAUGGAGCUGGGGCUGGCUGAGACGAUGGGACGGCCGAAUGGCUUCGCCAAGGGCAACGAUCGGCUUGACAUUGGCUUCUUCGCCGAUGUGGACGACGAGUACAUUACCGAAGCCGGCAUCCAGCCAGGGCCACCGUCCCCGAAGAAGCGAGUUGCCAUCCAUUUUUGCAAGAUGCACCUGCAUCAAGCCGAAAUCCGCCGUACUCUCUACGAAAAGAAGCGCGCCGAGCCACGCAGUGAGAGCCAUCCUUGGUUCGCACAGAUGGAGAAGUCGAUCCGCGACUGGUGCGACUCCUGCCCCGAGGAGCCGGCUUGGUGCAAGCCAUGGUUUACCGGCCGUUACCACGCCAUGAUUAUCUUGCUGUUUCGCCCAUCGCCCCAGGUGUCGAAGCCGUCUCCAGCCUCGGCACUCAAAUGCUUCCAGUCUGCUGCUUAUGUCAUCAACCUCGGCAGCGAACAGGUCAAGAGGCGUGCCAUCGACAUCACGUGGAUCUUCCUUCUUACCAUCUACACCUCCAUCAACGCCGUUCUUUGGUCUGUUUCCUACCCGGAGGUUCGCCAGGCACACCCGCGUGAGGAAAUUGAAGAGUUGGUGAACACGUCCCUGAACAUUAUCGACCAGUGCUCUGAGCGAUGGCCCGGAGCAUCGGCUGCAUCGCAGCUCUACACCAUCUUUUCCAAAGCCUGCCUGCAGAGCUAUGAUUCCAUCGAUGAAGACGAGGGCCCUUCAGGAUCCGCAUCCCCAUCUGCUCCCUCAUUCAACACUGCACACCGCAUGUUUCAAGACGGCACCAUUCCAUCGCCCUCGUCACAGUAUGACCCCAACUCGCCAGCUGUUUCAGAGGUAUCGUCCAUGCCCACGACGAUGUCCCACAACUCCAGCCAGCAGCAUCAUAUACAGCAACACCAGCAGCAGCAGCAGCAGCAGCAACAUCAGCAGCAGCAGCAGCAGCAACACCAGCAACAGCAACACCAGCAACAGCAACGGCAACCGCCGCCGAUAUUUCACACCCCGCAGUUCGGAGAUGCAGCCCCCAAAGCUGAGCCAGAGACUGUCAGCGCAGAAGAGUUCCAAUUUGGCGAGCCCUUCGCUCCCAGCCAACCGCAAUUCCGCUCUGGGUCCAUCUUCCUUAAUCCCCCAUCCGCGGAACCCUUAGGACGCCGCUUCUCGUACUUUCCCCCAGAAGCCCCCCCGGCAAUGGGGAACGGUCCCGACAGAGAAUUAGCCUCGGCCCCUCAUGUCUUGCCUAGCCAGCCAAGCAGCAUGUUGUCCAUGUCUCCGUUAGUACCGUCAACCCCUGACACGCUGGUGCCGAUGUCAGCCCCCAGCACCAUAGGAGCCAUGUCGCCCGUGACAGCUCUGACCAGCUUGUCGUCUCCGGCACCGACGCCCAACACGCGACACAUCAGUCCUGGGCCUGUCGGCAUGGGAGUUAGUUCAGGGCCUAUGCACCAGGCCAUCAGCUAUGAACCCCCCGAAACACCACAGUCUCAGCUGGCGCAGGCAACUCAGAGACAGACGAUCCCACAGCAAGACAACAUGCCACAGCAGCAGCAGCAGCAGCAGUCACAGAGGACGGCCUACGCGAUGCCCUAUCAGACACAGACGCACCCUGCGCACAGCGCACCUCUUUCGGCCGACCCUCAUCAGCAGCAUCCGCUACCGACGUCGGGCAUGGGCUGGUAUUCGCCGCAUCCGCCGUUCAUGUCGUCGUACACAUUUGGCGGCAUGGGUGGUGGCGCGACGUACCUGUCGGAUCCGUCGGCCGCCAUCUCCGGCUAUGGCCUGGGCGGUUUCGGCGGCAUGACGACGAUUGGAGGGCUCACGGGAAUUCCUGGCAGCCAGGGGAUAAUGGACGGACACUUGGUCCUGGGCAAUGGUGGCCCCGGAAACGGCGUUCCGGACUCGCUGCUGCACAACCCGUUCGAGAUGGCCGUGGCUAACAGCAGCCAGCCGAACCCGGACCGGCAGGGAAGCCUGUCGCAGGAGCAGCAGAUGGAGCUCAUGGACGUGUUGGAGACGGAAGGCAUGGGGGAGAUCAACUCGUUCCUCAGCAUGAACAUGAACCUGGACAGCGCAACGGCGCACAACAACGGCAUACACUGGUAG